AUGAAGCUGAACACAAAGUAUCUGCGCUACCUCGCCUCUGAGGAUUGGCGUGUUCUCACUGCGGUGGAAAUGGGUAGCAAGAAUCAUGAAGUUGUGCCGACAUCCCUGAUAAUACAGUUGUCAAAUCUUCGAGGUAGUAGUGGUGUUCAUAAGAGCAUAUCCACUCUAGCAAAAGCAAACCUCAUUGCUCGUACCAAAAAUGCAAAAUACGACGGAUACCGCCUCACGUAUGGCGGCCUCGACUACCUUGCCCUACAUACACACCUCAAGCGCGACGCAAUCUACAGCCUGGGUCCUUGCAUUGGCACAGGCAAAGAAAGCGACAUCUAUGUAUGCGCUCCGCCUCCAUCCAACACCUCAAAUUCGCAAAAGUUCCAUAAAAACAACCAACUUGUUCUCAAGAUCCAUCGUCUCGGGCGCAUCUCUUUCCGCACAGUCAAGAAUAACCGCGACUACCUUCGGCGCCGACAGAGCGCGAGCUGGAUGUACAUGUCGCGCCUGGCGGCACAAAGAGAGUUUGCGAUCAUGAGCAUUCUCGGAGAAAAUGGCUUUAGAGUGCCGGAGGCAGUGGCAUGGACAAGGCAUAUGGUAGUCAUGAGCUUGGUAGAUGGAGUACCAUUAAGAGCGGUGAAGGAAGUGGGCAAUCCUGCUGGACUGUAUGCAGAUUUGAUACAGAUAAUUCUUCAACUUGCCAGCUUUGGCAUCAUACAUGGGGACUUCAAUGAGUUCAACAUCAUCCUCCAAGAGGAGCAGCUGGCCAGUCAGACUAAGAAGACACCCGAACUAGAGGUGAGAGCAGUACCCUGGAUCAUCGACUUCCCCCAGGCCAUUUCAAUCGACCACGCAAACGCGGAAUUCUAUUUCAACAGAGAUGUUCAAUGUAUCAAGACCUAUUUCGAGCGGAGGUUUAAUUUCCUGAGUUCGGAAGCCGGACCAUUCUUUGCAGAUGCGAGGAAAGCCGCUGCAAAGCAAGCGACUGCAAAGGGGAAAAGACUGGAUUUGGAAGUGGAAGCUUCGGGCUUUUCGAAGAAGAAGGUACAAGAGUUAGUGCAAUAUAUGGAAGACGUAGGUGCAAACCAGGACCAAGGGUCAUACGCCGAUGACGUGCAGGACGAGAGCGACGACAAUAGCGAAGAUGGGACCGGAGAGGGUGAUCAGGAUCUCAUUCAAGAUGACCCUGUUAUCAUUGGGGAUCCUCCAAACAUAGCGAGUAACGGGCUAGAAGAUGACGCUAUCUACUCGAUCACGCCACUGAAAGCCAGCAUUGCCAAAGAUUGA
Molecule: messenger RNA, 1278 nt
Organism: Bacidia gigantensis
Lineage: Eukaryota; Fungi; Ascomycota; Lecanoromycetes; Lecanorales; Ramalinaceae
Exons: 3
Coding region: 1-1278 (425 amino acids)
Biological process (GO): protein phosphorylation; maturation of SSU-rRNA
Cellular component (GO): preribosome, small subunit precursor; nucleus; cytosol
Molecular function (GO): protein serine/threonine kinase activity; ATP binding
Source: RefSeq, a predicted model, not a curated record